This is a messenger RNA of Entamoeba dispar SAW760, 796 nucleotides long. RefSeq lists its product as uncharacterized. The transcript has a single exon. Gene Ontology annotation, molecular function: RNA binding; zinc ion binding; RNA helicase activity. The record is from RefSeq and is a predicted model, not a curated record. The annotation marks the transcript as partial. Lineage: Eukaryota; Evosea; Mastigamoebida; Endamoebidae. Gene Ontology annotation, biological process: nuclear-transcribed mRNA catabolic process, nonsense-mediated decay. Gene Ontology annotation, cellular component: cytoplasm.
AUGGAAGAAAAACACUGUGAAUACUGUGGAGAAACAACUGGUAUUGUUCAGUGUCAAUGUGGUAAAUAUUUUUGUAAUGGUAAAAUUAUGAAUGCUGGAAUAUGCCAACUCCUUUAUCAUAUGAGAGUUAAUUCCCAUUUUAGUAUCUCUUUUGAUGGAGUUGUGCUAAAAUGUUCUCAAUGUGAAGAAACAAAUAUAUAUAAUCUUCAUUAUAAAUAUAACUCAAAAAAUUUCUUAUGUUCUCAUUGCUUAAAACGCCAGAAUAAUAAAAUAACCAAACAACUAUACACUAAGAGUAUUGUUAAUGAAGGUGCUGUUAUAAUAGAUAACUAUGAAGUUGGUCAAUCUGUUUCUUGUGUUAAACAAGAUUUAGUUGAUAAUAUUGAAUCGCAAUUCCCAAAAGAAAAAACAAAUAAAAAAGUUAAAGAUAAAUAUUUAACACUUAAAGAUUAUGUUCAGACAUACUUAUAUCUAUCUAUAGUUGAAAAGAAAGAAGAUCGUAGAGUAGUUGAAGUUGAAUUAAGACAAGAAAAACAAAAUAUUAAAUUUGAAAAGCAAGGUACAUGUACAGUUGUGGAGAUUAACCUUUAUAAAGCUAUUGGAGGUCUUCACGUAGAAGACGAGGUGAUCAUUAGUUGUGGUGGGUUAAAAGGAAUGAUUAGUGACACAAAUUCAAUAGAAAUAAAACUAUUUCCAUCUUUAAUCUUUAAAUCAUCAAAAUGUGUAUUUGGAGGAAACAUUACUUCAAGUAGAGGUAAAACAGUUACUGUUCAGUUAGAUGAUUUUCUUUUUGGAA